CCGAACGGUGUUUUUUUUGUUGGCGCAAAGCUCGCUGCGAUGGUCGUAAGACGUGGAACUGCAGCUCUGUCGCGAAUUGGCAGGAAGCAUCCCUUCCUCUUCGGCGUCGCGGUCUCGGCCAUCAAGACCUCCGGCUCCGACGUCAUGGCCCAGAAAGUCGUGGAGCGACGAGAGGAGGUGGAUCUUCGCCGCAACUUGAUCUUCUUCACUUGGGGCUUGCUCUACUUGGGCGGAGUACAAUACUUUAUUUACGUGCACCUCUUCGCCCGGCGCUGGUUCCCAGAUGCCAUGGCCUUCGCGGCCAAGGGCUGGCGGGCAAAGCUGGCGGAUAAAGCCGGGCAGCGCACCGUGGUCAAGCAGGUGCUGAUAGAUCAAUUCGUGCAUCAUCCCUUCAUCCUCUUCCCGGCCUUCUACCAGGUGAAGGAGGUCAUUGAAGGUGGCACGGUUGCGGCAGGUUGGCGGAAGUUCCGGCAGCACCAGGUAGAAGACCUGAAGCUCUGCUGGUCUGUGUGGAUUCCGGUAUUCCUGGUGAACUUCUCCUUUAGUCCGCUUUGGAUGCGCGUGCCUGUGGUGGCGGUGGUAUCCUUUGGAUUCACCGCAGCUCUGUCUUGCCUUAGAGGCGCCCCCGAGACGUGAUCCAAGGAUCCUGACAUGCUCGACUUCGACGCUCACCGAGCCAAAGGGGUUUCGUGUGCGUUACCCGAAGAAUCUCCGGCGGCUGCCCAUCGCGCAGCCUCUUGGGCAAAGAUCCCUCUGCAAAUGCUCG
Molecule: messenger RNA, 766 nt
Organism: Effrenium voratum
Lineage: Eukaryota; Dinophyceae; Suessiales; Symbiodiniaceae
Source: the annotation of a GenBank genome assembly